Camellia sinensis is the source of this 1375-nucleotide messenger RNA. The record is from RefSeq and is a predicted model, not a curated record. NCBI's taxonomy places the organism in Eukaryota, Viridiplantae, Streptophyta, Magnoliopsida, Ericales, Theaceae.
CUAGAUUGAAUUUACUAAACGGGGUCUCUUCUCUAAUAAUUUGCUCUGCGUUUUCUUUUUGAAACAAAGCCCUAGUUAAUUCGUUCUUAUUCACAUCUCUCUCUCUCUCUCUCUCAAACCCUCAUUCUAUGGCUCCAAAAGCCCUUCAUCUUCGACAUCCGAACUCGCCCCCACACCUUCUCCUCCAUCUCCGGCACCAAGGACCUCCAAACGGUUAACCUAACCCUCCGUGUCCUCUCUCGCCCCGAGGUCUCUCAACUCCCCCGAUCUUCCAAACCCUAGGCCUCGAAUACAACGAGAAAGUACUUCAUUCGAUCGGCAACGAAGUCCUCAAGGCCGUCGUCGCUCAAUUCAACGUCGAUCAGCUCCUCAUCCAGCAUCCCAGCGUCUCCGCAUUGGUCCGCAAGAGCUUGGUUCGUCGUGCUAAGGAUUUCAACAUCGUUCUCGAUGAUGUUGCGAUCAUGCACUUGUCGUAUGGGGCUGAGUUGUCCAAGGCCGUGGAGCAGAAGUAGGUGGCACAGCAGGAGGCGGAGAGGUUGAAAUUCAUGGUGGCCAAAGCGGAGCAGGAGAGGCGAGCGGCGAUUAUUAGGGCAGAAGUUGAGAGACAUGCAAAAGUUAUGUUAUCCUUGCUGCAAGAUAUGCAAGAGAAUGAUCAAAGAAUAAUAAUGUUGCAAUUGGUGGACAAGAUGAAGGUUAAGCACAAGGAUGCUGGUCCAGAGAUACAGAGAGAUGAAUUAGAGCAACUUGUGAUUCAGCUUAUAGUGGAUCGUGUUUUGAAAGAAGAAUUUCAGCAUACAGCUGAUUCCACAAAUUCUUAUGUAACAAUAGGACCUCUUGCAAAGCAAGUGUUGCAAGGAAAGAAGAUUGUUAAGCUUGAGGUUUCUCGAGACCAGAAGAGUAAAGGUGGCAUAACGAAGACUUCCAAAUGUAGCUUGACGUCAUCAGGAUUACAUUAUAAGCUUGAUGAGCUGCAAAAGGAACUUUCUUCUAUUCAUGGGGGAAUAUUUCCUCAUUCCGUCUUGUCAACUCAACAGAUCACCAUGCUAAGUACUCAGAGAUCGAAGACAAUAGAAGAGGCUGCAGAUGUAGUUUUUAUUGCAGAACCUUGGACAGUGCCAUGGACAGCAAAGACCAUUCUGCAGGUUAUCGAGCAAGUUGAAGUUGAGUAUGUACCAGAAAAGGCUGAAUUUGAUGGUCAUUUGGAUGAGGAGUUUAUGAAGGAUUCUCUGGUGUUUACAUAUACACAAAAGAAGAUGGGUAGAUCUGCCUGUUACAACCCAUGUAUCUGUUUUUUUUUUUUUUUGAUGUCCUAUAAUAUUUGUUCAAUUUGAAAAAUGGUACCAAUUUUAUAUCGUUUAUAAAUUGUCCUUUUCUA